GUCUUUAAGUACAAAUUCGACGAACACGGCUACCUUAUAAAGGUAAAGGCAAGGAUCUGCGUGCGAGGCGACCUCCAGACAACGACUCAGGAUACCUACGCCGCUACCCUAGCCUUCCGCAUCUUCUGUACCCUUAUUACUAUCAUCUACGCCUUUAAUCUCGAGACUAGGCAAUAUAAUAUAGUUAAUGCCUUUCCCCACGUGCUACUAGAAAACGAAACCUUCUAUGCUCCGCCUAAAGGUAUAAAACUUCCACACGACUAA
Molecule: messenger RNA, 264 nt
Organism: Aplosporella prunicola CBS 121167
Lineage: Eukaryota; Fungi; Ascomycota; Dothideomycetes; Botryosphaeriales; Aplosporellaceae
Exons: 1
Source: RefSeq, a predicted model, not a curated record